GCUCUGACUGAGCUGUCUGAAGUUGAAAACACUGUCCAUGUUAUUGCUUCCUCUCUGCAACGUGCGUGCUGCACUUCUAAUGCAAAUUUUAUUUGUUGACAUUUUGACUGGAAUUAUUAAACAAUAUAUUUGAACCCGAAUCUUCUCAUUUCCCUCAAGGAUUGUGUACUCUACUACCAGCUACAUUACUGCUAGAUUUUAAGUGAGAAGCGAGCCUUCAGUUUAAGGCUUAGGAGGACGGUAAACAAGCGUAAUGGCGACUGAGAUUGAAGCCUGGACCACUGCCACCCAAAACGAUGGUGUGUUCUCACUUGAGAAAGAGCAGGAUGGGGUGGAUGGGACUUAUGGCAGUGAGGAUCUGAAUGAGUUGGAGGUAAAUGGGAACUGGACCCCUCAGGAAAAGGCCCUGCAUGAGGCCAGACUGAAAGCUAAGGCUAAACGGCGCCUGCGCAAAUCAUCCUCCCGGGAUUCCACUCGGGAAUCACUUUCUGAAUCGGUUUCUGGAGAGCUUUCUACCGAUCCACACAGCCCCAAGGGUAAAAACGCUGUAAAUGAUCGAAAGUCACGGACUGGAAAAGGUCGCGGACUGCCCAAAAAAGGUGGAGCAGGUGGUAAAGGUGUGUGGGGAGCAGCGGGUAUGGUAUAUGAGGUGGAGGAACCUGACGCAAAAGACCCCAACUAUGAUGAAUCUGCACAGGGAGACACAGUAUAUGCUACAGUAGUACCGGAGCUGGACGAGAGAGAACUCGAGAAGACCAUCAACCCCAUUGUGCAGGAGUACUUUGAGCAUGGAGACACCAAAGAGGUGGAGAUGCUUCUCAAAGAGCUGAACUUGGGCCAUCACAGAUAUGAGUUCUCUUCUCUGGCUGUUUCUCUGUCUCUGGAAGGCAAGGCCAGCCAAAGAGAGCUCACAUCACGUCUUCUCUCAGACUUAUCUGGAAAGGUGCUCUCUGAAAGGGACAUGUCACGUGCGUUUGACAAAAUACUUAAAGAACUGCCAGACCUCAUCCUGGAUACACCGGAGGCCCCACAGAUGCUAGGUCAAUUUAUUGCACGGGCCAUUGCUGACCACGCUUUACCCAUGAGUUUCCUUGACUGUUACAAAGGCAAGGUGGAUUGUGACCAUGCCAGAGCUGCACUGGACAGAGCAUCAGUUCUGCUCUCCAUGAAGAGGGAAAUCAUGCGGCUUGAUAAUGUGUGGGGAGUUGGUGGCGGCCAGAGGCCUGUCAAACAUCUCAUCAAAGAGAUGAACCUGCUGCUAAAGGAGUACCUGGUGUCAGGUGUGCUCUCUGAGGCUGAGCACUGUCUGCGAGAUCUAGAAGUGCCACACUUUCAUCAUGAACUGGUCUAUGAGGCUGUGAUUAUGGUACUAGAGUCUACAGGUGACACAGCCAUACAGAUGAUGGUCAAACUCCUCAAGGUGUUGUGGCAAACUGGCCUAAUCACUCUGGACCAGAUGAACAGGGGCUUCCAGCGUGUUUACGAUGAGCUGCCAGAGAUUAACCUGGAUGUGCCUCAUGCACACUCCAUUAUGGAAACCUUUGUGGACCUUUGUUACCAGGAGUCAGUCAUCACUAAGCAGCUAAGGGAUUUCUGUCCAACCAGGGGGCGUAAGCGCUUUGUGAGUGAGGGCGACGGAGGGAUCGUGAAAAGCUAGAAUAAUCAGGAGAGCUCCGCAGGACCCUGAUGCUGAGCAGGCUGGGAUCUCCUGCACUUCCCUGGGAGUCUGUCCUCACUGUCUUCAUUGCUCAUCUUCCGAGUAGACAGAAAUAUUCAGCCUCAGAAAUGAUAUCAUGUCGAAGAGUGACAACUGAGAAAUGCUGUUCUCUCCUCUAUUACAGGCUUUGUUUCAUUUGUUUGUGAAUUUAUGUGUGUUUGUAUGCAGCUUAAAUGCUGCAGGGAAAAAACGAAGUGAGGGGAAAUCAGCCACUUCAGAUGGCCAUGAAAUACAGUUUGGGUUGAGGGAUUAAUUUUGCUUUAUCUUUUUUAGCUUAAGUUGUUUUUCUGUUUUUGUUCACAAGUGUUCACUUGUUAGUGUUCACAGUGUUCUCCCAAUUAUUGCAAUUUAAUGCAUAAAAUAUGAAGUACUUAGAAUAAGGUAUUAAAAGAAUGUGCUAUUCAACAGAAGUGCUUAAUCUAACUGUUGGGCCAAAAUACAACAUUUUCUGAAGUGAUCGGGGUCACUUCUAAUUGUUUUCAUUUGAUUGCAUGUUUAUAUUCAAAUUUGUCUUAGUGCAUAAAGAAAUCAUACGUUUACAGAUUCACAAGGAUCUGGGAAAUUUUUGGUUAGCUGCAUACAGACUUUUUUUUGUUUCUAUUUUUUUUCUCAAUGCUUAUUCAUGGUUUAUGUCAAAUGCAUGUCAAGAAAUCCUAACUUUAAUGUUUCUGGCUAGUGUUGACAUCUUUGUAUGUUUUAGCUGCCAGGAAAUGGAGGAGAGAGAGACCAUCAUCACCUCUCAGUCAGGCUGAUGCCUGUGAGAUUUUUGUCUCCCAUCUUUAUAGCAUCCUAAAGUUUUGUACCCCUGUUUGAUGAAGUUCAGAACAUCCAUUUUCAUUUUUAGUCCUUGUAUUUAUUUGGACAAAGAGAAGCCAGCUGAGACAACUAAUGGUAAUAUCUAUCAUUUUUGAAGUGGUAAACUUUCCAGCAAUGAAUACUUAGCGUCAGCUAUAAUGGGUGAACUAUGAUGGGAGGACUUUUUAUUUCUUUGUUAUGCGAUCAGUCUUUGUGUCUGCUUGUUCAUGGGACACUUUUUCCAAAGCAAAAACAUUAUUUUUGUCAACCAGCAGUUCCAGAGUUCCAGCAUUGAAGACACUAAUUAUUUCAAUAAAAAUUCAUAAUGCUCACA
Messenger RNA from Pimephales promelas (fathead minnow), 2846 nucleotides. RefSeq names its product programmed cell death 4a (gene pdcd4a). The record is from RefSeq and is a predicted model, not a curated record. Gene Ontology annotation, cellular component: cytosol; nucleus. Gene Ontology annotation, biological process: negative regulation of DNA-templated transcription. Lineage: Eukaryota; Metazoa; Chordata; Actinopteri; Cypriniformes; Leuciscidae.